Molecule: messenger RNA, 903 nt
Organism: Emiliania huxleyi CCMP1516
Lineage: Eukaryota; Haptophyta; Isochrysidales; Noelaerhabdaceae
Exons: 2
Source: RefSeq, a predicted model, not a curated record
CACCGAUUCAUGGCGGGAAAGAAAGGGACCAGGGCCGUCGCUCCGGUGCAGGACGUGACGCAGCAGCCUCCUGGAGGCUGGCCCGUUGUGCAGGCGGGAACGCAGACGGCAGGCUUCUUCUUCAGCUGGUCGGUGGCCUUGCGGCUGAGCCUGGCACUACUGCUCACCCUCCCCAUUUUGGUGCUGAUGCUGCCGCUUCUCCUGAUUGAGACUUUGCUGCUUGCCGCGCUCAUCCUUAUGACUUUAAAAAUCUACCUCAAUUCCUUCCUGCUGGAGAGUGACUGGUACACAAAGAUUUUGCUUCUCUCGUACAAGAAGAUCCUCUUCUCCCACUCCCGUCCGACCGCCCGAUCGCACAUGCUCGUCGAGCACCUGGCACCCAAGAGGCCGCUGCUAACGAACUAUAUCGCGUAUGCCCUCAACAUUCGCGUCCCGCUCAAGAGCGAGGAGGACUUCACCGGCGCCAGGGCGGCAACGGCCGCAAGAGGGUUCUCUCUCUCCCGCUGGAUCGAGGAGAACCUGCACAAGCUGCCGAUGUCGGUCAGCAGCGAGCGCUUUAAGGCCGGCGAGGACCCCGUCAGGUAUGUCAUGGAGCGCAUCGGCGACGUGUACCCGACAGUGACGACGGUGUACCGCGAAAAGCUGACGGACGAAGCGCUCACGCAGCUCUGCUUCUUCGGCCUCGGCGCGCACCGCCUCUACCGUGCGCGCACGCUCUCGUCGCCGACCGAAGUCGUCGACUCUGGUGACUUUGUGGUGCGCACCAACUUUCUAGCCGACCUGCCGGUGCGCGAGGGGCUCGACUCGUACGGCGGCGACGCAUAUUUUGACGAGACCACCUGGCGGAUCAAGAAGAUCGUGCGCAAGCUGCCUCGCCAGCAACCGUGGGAGUCGGAGGAACUG